AUGGCAUCAUCUGCCUAUUAUAAUAGAAAGGGAUUAAUUCGUCAGGUAAUAUAUCCAUUUGCUCCAUACAACAAUUUUGUUUGGAUACCGAGUGAAGAACUUUCUAAUGAUAGUAAUCCAAGAUUGUCUAAAACAAUUAAAAGAUGGAGUAAACUUGAACCAUCAGUUCGAUUUGGAGAUGGAGGAUAUUCAUUAAAUUUAUAUUAA
Messenger RNA from Strongyloides ratti, 207 nucleotides. RefSeq lists its product as hypothetical. The coding region runs from base 1 to 207 and encodes 68 amino acids. The transcript has a single exon. The record is from RefSeq and is a predicted model, not a curated record. NCBI's taxonomy places the organism in Eukaryota, Metazoa, Nematoda, Chromadorea, Rhabditida, Strongyloididae.